CUGGGGAGGAGGUGGGAUUAGGAAGGAGGAAGAGCAGGAGGAGGGAGAAAGGAAAAGGAGGAGCAGGAACAGGAAUAGAAGGAGAAGCUGGAGGUUCCAGUGCCCCAUGUGUCUGCAGAACCCCCGGCCACAGGCCCAUCGCCCCCACCUCAUCCUGCAGGAUUUGUCAUUCCCAAGCCAUGGCCAGAUGGAGGAGGAGGAAAAGCCCCGGAGAUCCUGCAUGAGGAGGGGCUGCAAACCCAGCCCAGGGAGCUGCAAGGAGGAAAGAUCCCCCCUGUGCCAGGAAGGCGUCCGGAGAUCCUGCCGGAGCUCAGAGCUGGGGGAGAGAGCUCAUGAUGGGGAGAACCCCCACAGAUGCUUGGAAUGUGGGAAGGGCUUCAGCUGGAGCUUCAAGGAUCCACACAGGGGAAAAGCCCUACACGUGUGGGGAGUGUGGAAAGGGCUUCAGCUGGAGCUCCAGCCUCGGGGCACACCAGUGCAUCCUGAGUGUGGGAAGAGAUUUCCAAGGAUCUCAGGUCUCAUCAAACAUCAGUGGAUUCACACAGAGGAGAGGCUCUUCUUUCCGCUGCCCUGACUGUGGGAAGGGCUUCACAAAACUGUACCCUCAUCAUGCACCGGCACAUCCACACUGGGGAGAGGCCCUACAAGUGUCCCCAGUGUGGGAAGAGCUUCUCCAGGAGCUCUCACUGGACCCAACACCAACGGAGGCACCACUACGGGAAGCCCUGCGAGUGCCCCAAGUGCAGGAAGAGCUU
Molecule: messenger RNA, 755 nt
Organism: Poecile atricapillus (Black-capped chickadee)
Lineage: Eukaryota; Metazoa; Chordata; Aves; Passeriformes; Paridae
Product: zinc finger protein 676-like
Exons: 3
Coding region: 107-574 (155 amino acids)
Biological process (GO): regulation of transcription by RNA polymerase II
Molecular function (GO): RNA polymerase II cis-regulatory region sequence-specific DNA binding; DNA-binding transcription factor activity, RNA polymerase II-specific
Source: RefSeq, a predicted model, not a curated record